AUGGACGGAUCGAUAUCAAUUUUUCUCCUCUUUUUUAUCGCUUUUUUCCAGCUCCAAAAAUCCGUUUUAACGGAAUUGGCGGAAAAUAAUUUUGAAGAAAUCGCAAAAAUCAAAGGGAACGAUGACAUCAAAGGAAAUCAAGGUACUUUUGAAAGCUUUAAAGAUUGGUUUAAUUUAAUUUAUGAAACCGCAAACAUUCAACGUGAAUUACCAGAAAAGGUAAACGAUCCAAGUUCGGUAUUAUUAAACCGUUUAAAAAGGAGUGUUAAAAAAAGAAGAAACAAAAAGAGAAAAAUUAUUGAUCAAGAAGAUUAUGUAGGUGGAGAUGGUGAAGAGGAUUAUGACGGUGGAGACGGAUUUGGUGGUGGGGGUGGAGGCGGAUUUGGUGGUGGAGGUGGAGGCGGACUUGGUGGUGGAGGAAGAGGCUGUGGUGGAUGUGACGGAGGUCGUGGUGGAGAUUAUGACUUGUACAAUCCCGACACUGAUAUGUAUGGUGGCGAUGAUGGCUAUGGAGAUGACGAUUUCGAUCCCUUAGGAGGUGGUAAGGGUGGUGGUAUUAUUCAAAUGAAAAAGAAGAAAAAGAAGAAGAGGACAAAUCGAAGGAGACAUUAA
Messenger RNA from Onthophagus taurus, 612 nucleotides. The record is from RefSeq and is a predicted model, not a curated record. Lineage: Eukaryota; Metazoa; Arthropoda; Insecta; Coleoptera; Scarabaeidae.